Molecule: messenger RNA, 1902 nt
Organism: Penicillium odoratum
Lineage: Eukaryota; Fungi; Ascomycota; Eurotiomycetes; Eurotiales; Aspergillaceae
Product: FAD-dependent oxidoreductase
Exons: 4
Coding region: 1-1902 (633 amino acids)
Molecular function (GO): FAD binding; oxidoreductase activity
Source: RefSeq, a predicted model, not a curated record
AUGGUGUCGCGUUCGUUUUUCACGAUUUUGGUGGGCCUAUACUUGGCUGCACCUGGAGAUGCAACUGUUGGGCAGCAAGUCUCCGAUGCUUCUCAGGCUGGCGCACCGCUUUUCAAAAGUGAGACAGUGCAGCUGACAAACAAGUCGCUCUCGACUCUCAAUUCUAACCAAACUGCUCUGUUUGGCUUUGGCAAGAAUGUCUCGUACCCGUCUCUGCAUAAGGGCGAGUGUAGGUUAUUGCCGGGCGACAAAGAUUGGCCAUUAGACUCUGUUUGGGAACAGUUCGAUGAUUUUUUGGGUGGUGCGCUUAUCAAAACGGUACCCCUAGCGGCGGCCUGCUAUCCCUCGUGGCCGCAAUUUGAUAGCGACAGGUGCAAGAAUGUUACUAACGAUUGGACGGUUUCAUAUCUCCAUGUGGCUGAUCCUGCAUCUAUCAUGUGGCCCUUCUUUGAAGGCAGGUCCUGUUUGCCUACAGGGCUAAACACCUCGUCUUCCUGCACGAUUGGCGGAUACAGUAGCUAUGCCGUCAAUAUAAGCACCGUGGCCCAAGUACAACUUGCGGUGAACUUCGCUCGCAAUGCGAAUUUGAGACUUGUGGUUAAGAACACCGGUCAUGAUUUUAAUGGUAAGUCCACUGGUGCUGGUGGUCUUGGAAUCUGGACACACAAUCUCAAGGAGUUUGAAUACAUUGAGAAGUACAACAGUUCAAGCUACCAGGGCCCGGCUGUCAAAAUGGGCGCCGGUAUUCAAGCCUUUGAAGUCUAUGAAAAGGGUGAAGAGCUUGGGUUCACUGCCGUCGGUGGAGAGGGAAAAACCGUUGGUGUUGCUGGUGGCUAUGUUCUAGGUGGUGGCCAUUCCCCCAUGUCCAGUAUGUACGGUCUAGCCGCUGAUCAGGUUCUGGCCCUCGAGGUUGUCCUUGCCAGCGGUCGAUUCGUUACUGUGACUGAGGAAACCGACCCCGAUCUUUUCUGGGCAAUUCGUGGUGGCGGUGGUGGCACCUACGGAGUUGUCACCUCGGUGAUCUCGCGUGUGCAUCCAAAGGUUGGCGUCACAGUAUCGACCUUCAACUUCGCCACCAGCUCCAAUGUCUCAGUAGAUACAUUCUGGAUGGGAGUCUACUCAUACUUCCAACGAUUCCCCGCUCAUGCCGAUGCCGGCACAUACUCCUACUUCUGGAUAAUGAACACGGGGGAAAACUCCUUCAAGUUCCUCAUGAACCCAUUCUUUGCCGUGAAUCACACACUAGACGAGUUCAACACCUUGGUCAAGCCGUGGUUCGAUGACCUAAAAGCACUCGGUAUCCCCUUUACUCCCAACUCCACCUACCAUGACUCGUUCUACUCAGGCUGGGACGCCGGGUUCCCUCUCGAGACAAUCGGAAGCGUAUCCAUGAUGACAGGAAGCCGUCUCUUCCCUCGCGAGAACUGGCAAAAUUCGACAAAAUUCAACGCCACACUCGCUGCGAUUCGAUCUACCGUCAGCGCCGGAUAUCCACUGCUCGCCUUUAAUCUGAAGGCUGAGCUUCCAGCAGGCUAUCCAGAUGACUCUGCAAACCCGGCUUUCAGAGACACUCUCAUGCAUGCUAUAACCUCCACCAGCUGGGAGGCUAACGCGACCAAUGCGGAGAUUAAUUCCACAAUGAAUAAACUUACCUACGAUGCUUUGGGUAAGUGGCGGGGCGUUUGCCCUGAAUCUGGUGCCUAUAUGUCUGAGUCGGAUAUUUUGGAACCCAAUUUCCAGCAGGCAUUCUACGGUACCAACUAUGACCGUUUGUGCAAAUUGAAGCAGCGGUAUGAUCCAGCUUUCUUGUUCUAUGCUCCCACUGGUGUGGGUAGCGAGAAGUGGGAGGUGAGAAGUUUGGAUGGUCUCCCUGACCAGAAUGGACGUCUUUGUCGUAUUUAA